Molecule: messenger RNA, 3153 nt
Organism: Dendroctonus ponderosae (mountain pine beetle)
Lineage: Eukaryota; Metazoa; Arthropoda; Insecta; Coleoptera; Curculionidae
Gene: unc-45
Product: protein unc-45 homolog B
Exons: 6
Coding region: 250-3033 (927 amino acids)
Molecular function (GO): Hsp90 protein binding
Source: RefSeq, a predicted model, not a curated record
AGUUUGACAGGACAACACCCAAAUGUUAAACGAAACCAUACAAUCUGGACUUUUCCGCUAAAUUUAGAAUUGUAUUAUUAGAUUUGAGUACUUCGAGAAAAGUGAAGAAAAUUCUUAUGGGAAGCCGUAUAUAUAAAUCGUUCCUACUGGUCCACGUGCCAGAAACCUUAAAAGUAGCACAAGUGAAUAACGACCUAACCUAUACAACUGCAUCUAUUUUUGCGAAAUUUUCUGUAAUAGCUUUGAAAUAUGGAUAUAACAGAGUGUGAAAAAUAUAAAGAGCAAGGGAACGAAGCUUUUAAAAACAAUCAAUGGGACGAAGCGGUGAAACAUUACACCAAGGCAAUCAAUAGUGUGAAAGGUGAACCCAAAGAAUUGGCUAUCUACUACAAAAAUCGUUCGGCGGCCUAUGUGAAACAGGAGAACUUCGAAAAUGCCGUUAAGGACUGCGACAGAAGCCUUGAAAUCUGUCCAAAUGACCCUAAAGCACUAUUUCGGAGAUGUCAAGCCUUGGAAUCUCUUGAGAGGUUUGAAGAGGCAUAUAGAGAUGCAACCCAAAUAUUCAAAGAUGAUCCCACCAAUAAAGCUGUCCAACCCUAUUUGCAGCGUCUUCAUCGAAUCGUUGAGGAAAGAGCAAGAAUAAAUUCGCAGACAAACAAUAAAUUGGAAAGCAUGUUAAAGAUAGUGUUUGACCCGAGUAAUGACAAAGAAAAACGAGAAACUGCCAUGACAAAUUUACUGGUACUGGCGAAAGAGAACGCCGGUAGCGAUCUGAUGGUCAAUAAGAGCCCCAUAGUGCAAAAAAUAAAAAAUCUUCUUAAAAUGGAAAAAAAUCAAGUCCUGUAUCUGACUGGAAUUAGAAUAAUUGGCGAACUAUGUAAACAUUCUGAAGAAAAAACGAAAACAAUAUUAAAAGACGUUGGGAUUCCAUGGUUUUUGGAGAUAAUCGAUUCGGAGAAUAAGGAAGUUGUGAAUGCUGCCCAGUAUUGUUUACAGUGCAUUCUCAAUACUUUAUCUGGCAUGGAAAAUAAGACAGAUACAAAGCCCAAGCAGGAACUAGUAGAUAAAAAUAAAUCUACCAUUGACACGUUGCUCACUUGCCUGACUGUAUCAAUUAAUAAUCAGGCUAUAACGGGGCUCGCACGGGAUGCAAUUAUUGAACUACUAAUCAGAAAUAUUCAUUACAACACUCUGAGCUGGGCUGAGCAACUGGUGGAAAAAGGAGGAGUUAGAAAACUGUUGGAUUGUGCCAGUGAAUUGGAAGAGUAUCAUUACGAAAGUGCCAUGAAUAUCACAGCAUCUACCAGGACGAUUGCCGCCGUUUGUUUAGCCAGAGUUUAUGAAAACAUGUACUAUGACAAAGCUAGAGACAAUUUCCUAAACAAAAUCCAAGAAUUCAUCAAAGACAAAUUAUUAACGCCCGACAUUGAGAGCAAAGUGAGAGUAGUUGUUGCCAUUACCGAACUUCUCAGGGGUCCUUUGGACUUAGGAAAUUCGAUAAUUGGAAAAGAGGGCAUCUUGGAAAUGAUUCUCGUUAUGGCAAAUACUGAAGAUGAUGAACUGCAGCAAAAAGUCGCGUGUGAAUGUUUAAUAGCAGCCGCCAGCAAAGCAGAUAAGGCUAAAAGUAUAGUCUCACAAGGUGCUGAUAUAUUGAAAAAACUGUACAAGUCUAAAAACGACCAUAUCAAAAUCCGGGCUCUAGUCGGACUGUGCAAAUUAGGUAGUUCAGGUGGAAAUGAUGCAACAGUGAAACCAUUCGCCGAAGGAUCAACGGUGAAACUGGCCGAAGCUUGUCGAAGAUUCCUACUUCAUCCAGGAAAAGACAAAGAUAUUCGAAAAUGGGCUGCCGAAGGACUUUCAUAUUUAACAUUAGACGCAGAAGUGAAGGAGAAACUCAUAGAGGACAAAGCUGCAUUGAGAGCUCUGGUAGAGUUGGCUAAAAGUGGCGAUCAAAGUGUGGUUUACGGUGUUGUCACCACUUUAGUCAAUCUUUGCAAUGCAUAUGAAAAACAAGAAGUUAUACCCGAAAUGGUGGAAUUGGCAAAGUUUGCCAAACAACACAUACCGGAAGAGCAUGAGCUUGACGACCCGGACUUCAUCACUAAGAGACUGAUAGCCUUAGGCCAGGAAAAUGUUACUACUGCUCUUGUAGCGCUGUCCAAAACUGAAAGUCCCAAUUCCAGGGAAUUGAUCUCGAGGGUUUUUAAUGCUUUGGCUUCAGAGCAUGAUUUAAGAGGAGUUAUAGUGCAGCAAGGGGGUGUAAAGGUGUUAAUUCAGUUGGCUUUAAAUGGAACUGAUAAGGGCAAACGUCAAGCAUCUCAAGCACUUGCUAGAAUCGGCAUCACCAUGAAUCCAGAAGUAGCCUUUACAGGCCAGAGGUCUUUAGAAUGCAUUAGGCCGAUGAUUUCCUUACUGCAUCAAGACUGUACAGGCCUAGAAAACUUUGAGGCUCUAAUGGCGCUCUGUAAUAUUGCCCAGAUGGGUGAAACUGCCCGGCAAAGGAUAGUGAAAGAAGGUGGCUUCUACAAAAUAGAACACUACAUGUAUGAAGAUCAUGAAUACAUUUCAAGGGCUGCUGUGCAGUGCAUGUGCAAUUUGGUUCAGAGUGAAGAUGUCGUAAAGACCUUUUAUGAGUCGGAAAAUGACAGAGUUAAAUUUGUGGUGUCCUGUUGUUUGGAUGAAGACCAAGAUACAGCCAUGGCGGCCAGUGGGAUGCUGGCAGUCCUCACAGGCUACAGCGAGAAGUGCUGCCAGAAGGUGUUUGAUUCAAAAAAUUGGCUCGAAGCCAUCCAGUGCUUACUGGCGAACAAAACGCCAAGUUUCCAAUACAGGGGAGUGUGUAUUGUGGCUAACAUCGUCAAUGCAAGUAAGGAAUUGGCCAGUAAGCUGAUGGAAAGCAAUGUACUUGAAAUAUUAAUGGCGUUGAAACUAGUCCCUGACGAGGAUGGUAGCAGACAGAAAAUCAUCGAGGUUAUUGAGCACACAUUGAAAACCUGCCAAGGUUAUGGGUUUAUUAAAAAUCCUAACGAAUAGCUCAGGACUUUUUUAACUGUUAGUUGCAAGUCUUUUUGUCACGAAGCAUUCGGGCGCCAGUACAGUGUAGGUUUAUCUUAAUUGUAUUUAUGGAACUAUUAUUAAAAUUUAUCGAAACAA